AACAAACUUGUUCCGGCAAUCUGGAGCGGUUUUUCAACAACAACGUCACAAACUCAUUCUCAUCGUGAUACACUCGAUCCUUCCUGCGCUAUAAAUGGCAAUUUUGCAGACAAUAUCAACGAACUUGCAGAUCGUUUCAGAGAAUUGGGUCUAUUAGAUAGAAAACCAACGAAAAGGCCACCGCCUAGUUAUCUCUGUCACCUGUGUUUCAAGAAAGGUCAUUAUAUCAAAGAUUGCCCGCAGGCAAGACCAAAGGGUGAAGGUUUAACGCCGUAUCAAGGAAAAAAACGAUGCUUCGGAGAAUACAAAUGUCCCAAAUGCAAACGCAAAUGGAUGUCGGGUAAUAGCUGGGCCAAUAUGGGCCAGGAAUGUAUUAAAUGUCAUAUAAACGUUUAUCCUCAUAAACAAAGACCAUUAGAGAAACCAGACGGAUUGGAUGUGUCCGACCAAAGUAUUCAUCCGCAACAUCUCUGUCAAAAAUGUAAAACUCUUGGUUACUAUUGUCGAAGAGAUCAAUAAUACGAUAUACUAUAUAAUACUCCAGGACUGAUUAAUUUUAACAAACAGAAAUAUAAAUUCCACGUACAUACUCGUCGUUCUUUUAAAUUCGUACAUGAUCAAUGAUGAAUCUUCGUACCGAUCGAUGAAUCUUUCCUGAAAAUUUACCAUUACUACAACAUAUUGUAACUUAUCGAUAUCUGUUCGAAUCUCAUAUAAUAUGGUAUUAUUCUA
Molecule: messenger RNA, 732 nt
Organism: Apis florea (little honeybee)
Lineage: Eukaryota; Metazoa; Arthropoda; Insecta; Hymenoptera; Apidae
Product: zinc finger CCHC domain-containing protein 24
Molecular function (GO): zinc ion binding; nucleic acid binding
Source: RefSeq, a predicted model, not a curated record